Drosophila kikkawai is the source of this 1159-nucleotide messenger RNA. RefSeq names its product Molybdenum cofactor synthesis 2B (gene Mocs2B). NCBI's taxonomy places the organism in Eukaryota, Metazoa, Arthropoda, Insecta, Diptera, Drosophilidae. Gene Ontology annotation, cellular component: cytosol. Gene Ontology annotation, molecular function: molybdopterin synthase activity. The record is from RefSeq and is a predicted model, not a curated record. Gene Ontology annotation, biological process: Mo-molybdopterin cofactor biosynthetic process.
AUGGAUCACGUUAAGCUGGUUGAGGACCCCAUUGACAUUGCCCACAUCCACCAAUUGCUAGCUGACGAGGGCUGUGGUGCCUCGUCGGUUUUUGUGGGCACCACGCGCGAUAACUUUCAGGGCAAAAAGGUGGUGUCAUUGGCGUACGAGGCCUACGAUAACAUGGCCCUCAAGGAGAUGAAUAAAAUCUGCUCGGACCUACGUACCAAGUGGCCAGAGUUAAGGCACAUAGUUAUAUAUCAUCGACUGGGAAAUGUGCCCGUCUGCGAAGCCAGUGUAGUCAUAGCCGCCUCCUCACCACACCGAUCCGAUGCCCUGGAGUCUGUCUCGUUUGCCAUUGAUCAGCUCAAGACCCGGGUUCCCAUCUGGAAGAAAGAGAUAUACGAGGGCGAUCACAACAGCGAGUGGAAGGAGAACAAGGAGUCAUUCAGGCCCAAGAGAUCAGUAAGUAAUUUUAACUACUUGGCCUGUCCCUGCAAGGCCGAGGAGUCACCUGACGAAAUUGCUGCACCACAAAAGCUGGUGCAAAUUAGAGUUAAUGAUGCCGAGUUAGCCAAGCGCGUAGAGUGUUUUGUCAACAGCAAGCGGGCCGAAAUCAACUCACAGAACGUAAUUGACUUCAAGGCAGAAGAUAAAGACCUGAGCGAUUCCUGCGCCCGAACGCAAAGCUCCAUAAUAAAGCAGGAAAAGUCAAAUUGUCAUUUGAAAGUACGGCGCGUCAAUAAUCGGUCUGGACCCCAGCAAAUGGCUUUCCGGCCCAACUACGAGCUGGAACUGAAUAAACUAAUGGGAUCGCGUGACUUCGUAACUGACCCAUCCACUGAAAUGAAAAAAACGCUGCAUAAUUCACGUUUACAAACAAUUGAAUUAUACAUGGGCCUGGCAGCCGCACACAGCGACGAGAGUGUUUUUAGCCGAAUCAAAAGAGUGGAAGACAGAAUCCUACAGCUAGAGUCCAUAUCCCCGGAGUACAGACACUUUACAAAUCUCGAACCACCGUCGUCGCUGGCACCGACGCUCCCGAAAAAGAUGCGAAAAAAAUCAUAUUCUGCCCAGGAACUGGGCGCUUUCAUCCAGAAACUCAAGGAUGGUGACAGGGAUUUAAAUAUACAUUUAAAAUAAAUACCAAAUGUCAAUUGGUUUUAAAAUGUAGUAAAAA